AUGGUCCAAACCCUACAAGAGAAUGUUUUGGACGUCCAAAAUCUUCUCGACGACCUCCAGACAACUCCCGCGGCCAUGCCAGCCAGUGCCACACCACUCUCAAGUUUCAUGGCACAACAACCGGGUACGCAGGCCGGCUCACGGCUCUCUCAGCACACCACGGCCUCCUUUGAGUCCUGGAGUAAUCUACGAGACACAUCUCGUACGACUGUGACGAUGCGCUUCCAAGGCCACAUUGCCGCAUUCGCCACCCAGGCCCGGCCGUCCUCGCGUACCAGUCACGGUACACCGUACAACGGGCUCGUCCCCAGAAAAACAAGACUCGGUACAUGA
Sporothrix schenckii 1099-18 is the source of this 333-nucleotide messenger RNA. RefSeq lists its product as uncharacterized. The transcript has a single exon. The coding region runs from base 1 to 333 and encodes 110 amino acids. NCBI's taxonomy places the organism in Eukaryota, Fungi, Ascomycota, Sordariomycetes, Ophiostomatales, Ophiostomataceae. The record is from RefSeq and is a predicted model, not a curated record.